GCGAUGGAUCCGUGCAGACACGUUGAGCAGCUGCGGCUCUCCCAGGACCAGUCCGUGCUCAGCCCCCAGAAGUGGCACUGCGUGGACUGCAAUACGACCGAAUCCAUCUGGGCUUGCCUUAGCUGCUCCCACGUGGCCUGUGGAAGGUACAUCGAGGAGCAUGCGCUGAAGCACUUUCGAGAAAGCAGUCAUCCUGUGGCGCUGGCGGUGAACGAGAUGUAUGUGUUUUGUUACCUGUGUGAUGAUUAUGUGCUUAACGACAACGCGGCCGAAGACCUGAAGUUACUCCGGAACACGUUAAGUGCAAUCAAAAGUCAGAAUUACCAGUGCGCCACUCCCAGCACAAGGGACGUGCCGUCUGCGGGGACAGGAGAUGGUUCCUUCUUUGUACAUGAUGGUGCCCAAUCCCUCCUUCGCAAUGAAGAUCAAACGUAUACUGCUCUUUGGCACAGGAGGAGGAUCCUCAUGGCUAAAAUCUUUCGAACUUGGUUUGAACGAUCACCUAUUGGAAGAAAAAGGCGAGAAGAACAAGUUCAGGAAAACGUGGUAGCAAAAAGGGAGUCGAAGAAAAAGAGGCAAGAAUUCGAGUAUCAAAUGAAAUCGGAACUGGAAAUGCCCGCGAGAAAGAGUUUACGUUUGCAAGACCUAGCUCGGUCCACCACAGUAGAAAUCGUUCCCGUUCAGGUACCGCCACCGGCUCCAGCAUCGCCAACAAAAGAUAAAGUCCCACCUACCUCGGCCGACGGAAGACUUAGGAAACCCAGCGGCUCCUCAGGCAAACGCCGGCCGGUAGUAACGCCUGGCGUAACCGGAUUGAGAAAUUUGGGAAACACCUGCUAUAUGAAUUCUGUUCUUCAAGUGUUGAGUCAUUUACUUAUUUUUCGACAGUGUUUUUUAAAGCUUGAUCUGAACCGGUGGCUGGCUGUGACAGCUAGCGAGUCAACAAGGUCAUCCUAUAGACAUCCACCCGUCACGGACGCCGUGGUAUAUCAAGUGAGUGAGUGCCAAGAGACAGAUACAGGCUAUGUUUGCUCCAGACAUCCAAGUUUAUCCGUAGGACUAAGUGGUGGAGCGUCCAAAAGUAGGAAGAUGGAACUAAUUCAGCCCAAGGAGCCAAGUUCCCAGUACAUUUCUCUUUGUCAUGAGUUGCAUACCUUAUUCCAAGUCAUGUGGUCUGGGAAGUGGGCCUUGGUCUCACCAUUCGCUAUGCUGCACUCGGUGUGGAGACUGAUUCCUGCGUUCCGUGGUUACGCUCAACAAGAUGCUCAGGAGUUUCUUUGUGAACUUUUGGAUAAAAUACAGCAUGAACUCGAGACCACGGGUACCAGGUUACCGGCUCUUCUCCCCACGUCUCAAAGGAAACUUAUCAAACAAGUUCUGAAUGUGGUCAACAACAUUUUUCAUGGACAACUUCUUAGUCAGGUUACAUGUCUCGCAUGUGACAACAAAUCAAAUACCAUAGAACCUUUCUGGGACUUGUCCCUGGAAUUUCCAGAAAGAUACCAAUGCAGUGGGAAAGAUACUGCUUCCCAGCCAUGUCUGGUUACUGAAAUGUUGGCUAAGUUUACAGAAACCGAAGCUUUAGAAGGGAAAAUCUACGUAUGUGACCAGUGUAACUCAAAGCGUAGAAGAUUUUCCUCAAAACCAGUUAUCCUCACAGAAGCCCAGAAACAACUUACGAUAUGCCACCUGCCUCAGGUCCUCAGACUGCACCUCAAACGGUUCAGGUGGUCAGGACGUAAUAACCGAGAGAAGAUUGGUGUUCACGUUGGCUUUGAGGAAAUCUUAAACAUGGAGCCCUAUUGCUACAGGGAGACUUUGAACUCCCUCAGACCAGAAUGCUUCAUCUAUGACUUAUCUGCUGUAGUAAUGCACCACGGGAAAGGAUUUGGCUCUGGACACUACACUGCCUACUGCUACAAUUCUGAAGGAGGGUUCUGGGUCCACUGCAAUGAUUCCAAGCUAAGCAUGUGCACUGUGGAUGAAGUGCGCAAGGCUCACGCCUACAUCCUGUUCUAUACCCAGCGCGUUACCGAGAACGGACAGUCUGAUCUCCUGGCUCCGGAGCUUCUGUCAGGCAGCCACCAUCCCAGUGAAGAAACCGAUACCUCUAACGAGAUCCUCAGCUGAUCCCAGGACAGUGGGGUUUCUUGUGGUUUGUAUAUAUCAUUUUUAAAAGGGCCGACGUGUUAAGUUUGAGCCUCAUGGUUUUAAUUUUUUUACUUAUGAAUCAGGGCACACUACCUUUAUACGUUUCGUAUCUAACGACAACAAAACUUUUUUACAGAGACAACAUAUAUGUAGAUCAACUGCAGGUAACAAAGUUGUUUCAGGUACUUGAAGUUUUAAAUGUUUUGUUUACCUCCGACUGCUGUUAAUCUUUUUUAUAUCUAUCCUGCUACCUUGUCUCAGAUCAUGAAUUUGUGCAAUCUUCCACUGAACUGCAGGUGGCAUCAUUUUAUAUGCAUUUGUUACUUAUUUUUUGUAGCUCUUUUCUACAGAAAUUCUUGGAUGAAAAAUUAGAUAUUUUCUUCACUGAUAGUCUUACCAAAAGGGGGGAGGGGUGCCUGUUCUGUGCCAUUUGUAUGUUGAAAGUCAUUUGCCCCUCGGAGAGAAUUAAAGUGGUACAACGUCAACUAGCAAGGUAUUAUGUACUCCUCAGUCACUCGAUAUUCCCGAGGCUUUGUGUUAACGGGGCUCAGAAUAGACAUUAUUUCUGUUCAUGGAACUUCACUUAAAAAAAUUUUUUUUCAAUAACUAUUUAUUUGGUAUAGUGAUACUAUCUAGUUGAAAAUUGCUGCUUUAUAUUUAAGUGAACUUCAGAACUGUGGACAUGAAAGAAGCGAUGGCUGGGACUUAUAUAAUUAUCUGGUAGCAAACAGGUGUGUACAGAUUCUGAUAAAGCAGUCAUAAAAUAUUUGAGUUGUACAAACUAUUAUACAAAUAGUUUAUAUUGGGUAUGAAUUUUUAUGUUUGAUAACAUUAGAUCUCAUAAAAGCUUUGGAUAACUUGAGACUUUUAGUUCAAAUGAAUUUUUUUUUUAAAGUCGAGAGAAAAAUUGCAUAGGGCAGAGAAGAUAAUUGUUCAAAAUUGGCAAUUUGUAUGUCUAGUAUCUCAUCUUUCUAAAUAACUAAAACCUGGAUUAUUUACUCUUGCUAGAAUUAUGUGAUUACUAGGAGCUUCUUAGAUAAAUACUGGGUCCUGGCAUUUUUUUCAAAAGCAUUGAACAUUUUCUAAACUUGUAUUUUUAAAGUGAGAACACUCUGCCCCCCACCCCCCUUAAUCUUAACAGAUCUCUAAAGAGUACUACCGCUGCUAACUUAAUCUUGUUCAGAAAGGGGAGGAGUCUAUUGACCUGUAGAUCAGCUAUGUAAGUAAGAUCUUAAGCUUAGAGUUAGCCACUCAAGAUCAGAUAGCCUUUUAAGUGGAUUUAUUUACAGGUUGAAAUCUCAGUAAAAUAUAAUAUCCUGUACAAUGCUGUGCACCAUUAGUGAUCAUCUUUAAGUACAAAUUUAAAGGGACUUCUAUUAGCAAAUUUUUAAAUUAACUUAGAAAACAAAUCAUUUAGGGCAGCUGACAGUGAGUUCAACAGUGAGUUCAACAAGACUGUAUCACUGGACAGACAAAUCAACUGUGCCAAAAAUACAGCUGGAUUAUUAAAUGGCUGGGUGUAAAAUUGUUAUUAUUGUUAAUACACACCUAUGCAAGUUGUUACCUUUACCUCAACUGUUACGUGCUUAUACCUCAUUAAAGAUUUAUGUGGUCAAGA
Molecule: messenger RNA, 3769 nt
Organism: Tupaia belangeri chinensis (Chinese tree shrew)
Lineage: Eukaryota; Metazoa; Chordata; Mammalia; Scandentia; Tupaiidae
Gene: USP44
Product: ubiquitin specific peptidase 44
Exons: 5
Coding region: 4-2130 (708 amino acids)
Biological process (GO): protein deubiquitination
Molecular function (GO): zinc ion binding; cysteine-type deubiquitinase activity
Source: RefSeq, a predicted model, not a curated record